Malania oleifera is the source of this 1967-nucleotide messenger RNA. RefSeq names its product WD-40 repeat-containing protein MSI4-like. Bases 193 to 1596 code for a protein of 467 amino acids. Gene Ontology annotation, molecular function: histone binding. The record is from RefSeq and is a predicted model, not a curated record. The transcript is spliced from 15 exons. Gene Ontology annotation, cellular component: nucleus. Gene Ontology annotation, biological process: regulation of gene expression. Lineage: Eukaryota; Viridiplantae; Streptophyta; Magnoliopsida; Santalales; Ximeniaceae.
AAAAAUUAUUCUCCUGCUCCCUCCUGCCCUUGUCACAGUCCGCAACCGCAGCUCAUCUGGUGCUAUAGGACACUGACCGCAGUGUGAGGGCCAGAAGAAGACGACCUCUGCUAUAAAUUCAACCCUCACCCACCCUCAAGCCAGGAGGCGGGAAAACAAAAACCAGUACCGGAACUCGGAGAGCAGAGAGAGAUGAAGGAGAGAGGAAGAGGGGGUCAGCCUUCGGUGGACGAGAGGUACACUCAGUGGAAGUCUCUCGUCCCCGUUCUCUACGACUGGCUAGCCAACCACAACCUCGUCUGGCCUUCCCUCUCUUGCAGAUGGGGUCCACAACUGGAGCAAGCAACAUACAAGAAUCGCCAGCGUUUAUACCUUUCAGAACAGACUGAUGGCAGUGUUCCAAAUACACUUGUCAUUGCAAAUUGUGAAGUUGUUAAACCUAGAGUUGCAGCUGCAGAGCACAUAUCACAGUUCAAUGAAGAAGCGCGUUCUCCCUUUGUAAAGAAAUUCAAGACUAUCAUACAUCCCGGAGAGGUGAACAGAAUCAGGGAACUUCCACAGAAUAGUAAGAUUGUGGCUACACAUACUGACAGUCCUGAUGUUCUUAUUUGGGAUGUUGAGACCCAACCAAAUCGUCAUGCUGUCCUGGGAGCUGCAGAAUCUCGUCCUGAUUUGGUAUUGACUGGGCAUCAAGAUAAUGCUGAAUUUGCUCUUGCAAUGUGCCCCACUGAACCCUUUGUGCUCUCUGGAGGAAAGGACAAGACAGUAGUUUUGUGGAGCAUUCAUGAUCAUAUCUCAACUUUGGCAACAGAUUCAGUGUCCACAAAGUCUCCUGGUUCUGGUGGUGCCAACAUCAAACAUAUCUCUAAGGUUGGUGGGGGUAAUGAUAAACCUGCGGAUAGCCCUUCGAUUGGACCACGGGGUAUCUACCAAGGGCAUGAAGACACUGUUGAAGAUGUGCAAUUCUGUCCAUCCAGUGCACAGGAAUUUUGCAGCGUAGGCGACGAUUCUUGCCUUAUACUCUGGGAUGCAAGAGCUGGCUCUACCCCAGCUAUCAAGGUUGAGAAAGCUCAUAAUGCUGAUCUUCACUGUGUUGAUUGGAAUCCUCAAGACGUGAACCUCAUUUUGACUGGGUCGGCUGAUAAUUCUGUUUGCAUGUUUGACCGCCGUAACCUUACUUCUGGGGGAGUUGGGUCACCUAUUCAUAAAUUUGAGGGUCAUAGUGCUGCCGUACUAUGUGUACAGUGGUCUCCAGAUAAAGCAUCUAUAUUUGGAAGUGCUGCAGAAGAUGGCAUCUUAAACAUUUGGGAUCAUGAGAAGAUUGGCAAAAAGCAAGAGCGCCCUGGAGCAAAAUCGCCCAAUGCUCCUCCAGGCUUGUUCUUCCGACAUGCAGGUCACAGGGAUAAGGUGGUUGAUUUUCAUUGGAAUGCAGCUGAUCCAUGGACGAUUGUCAGUGUUUCUGAUGAUGGUGAAAGCACUGGUGGGGGUGGGACCUUACAGAUAUGGCGGAUGAUUGAUUUGAUUUACAGACCAGAAGAGGAGGUUCUGGCAGAGUUGGACAAGUUCAAAUCCCACAUACUAACGUGUUCUUCUUGAAAAAAUUAAAAAAAAAAGAAGAAAAAAACUUUACCAAACCAAUGGUAAGGCUAAUUGAUUUCCCAUUUACUACCGGCAAAUUGUUGGGUCAUUGAACAUUUAUUUGUAAUUAGCGCUUAGUUUUAUCUAGAUGUGUCACUCUUGUGUAGUGUGGAAGUGCUUCAAACACAUUGUGAGAGCUGGGCUACUGUGAGCUUAGUUGUGGCCUCCUUUAUUUUCUGUGUUAGGAAGAUUGCCUUGAUGAAUGUAUGGUUGCAGGGGACUGGCCAUACCUGAUCUUGCCAUGAUCUCAUUGAAAUUCAUGAACUUCAGCAGCCAGCUGAUGGUCCAACUAAAAUUUACCACAUGCUAUUAAUCUGCUGUUUUCUUUU